AUGUGGAAUCAAAAAGAUUCCCUCUGGAUUGAGCUGGAUGCAAAAUUUAAGAACCAAACAUGUGGCCUGUGUGGCGACUUCAAUGGAGUCCAGAUUCAUGAUGAGUUCAUUCAGUCAGGUGCCUCACGAUGGAAAGCCAGUGGUCCCACUGACAGCUGUGAAGAAACAGCCUCUUUAUCCAAACAGACUUGUGCAAAGCAGACAAAGACCUGUGAGAACCUGCUUACUGGACCAGCAUUCCUCAGCUGUCAAGACCUGAUUGACACCAACUCCUUUAUUAAAGCCUGUGAGGAAGACUUGUGUUACUGUAGCAGCAAUGCUUCAUGCUUGUGUUCGACAAUAUCAGAGUACUCCCGGCAGUGUUCUCAUGCUGGCGGGAACCCACAGCAGUGGAAGACCGCACAACUAUGCGCAAAAACAUGCCCCUUCAACAUGGAGUAUAAGGAAUGUGGUAAUCCGUGUACUGACACCUGCAGCAACCCACAGGGAAGCCGAACGAGUGAUGAGCACUGCAUAGAUGGAUGCUUUUGUCCAUCCGGGACCGUCUUUGAUGACAUCACGCAAAGCGGGUGUGUCGCUGUGAACCAGUGCUCCUGCUUGCACAACGGUCAGCGAUACGACCCUGGGGAGUCGUACUCAAAAGCCUGUCAAAACUGCACCUGUUCUCGGGGUCAGUGGAACUGUCAGGAUGUGGACUGUCCUGGUGUCUGCUCCAUACGUGGCGGCUCUCACUUCUCCACCUUUGAUGAUAAAACUUACACUUUCCAUGGAGACUGCUCUUAUGUGCUCUCCAAGGAAACUAAUGGGACUUUCAGUGUCCUUGGGGACUUGGUUGAAUGUGAAAAAUCAAACAGGGCAACUUGCCUGACAACAGUCACUCUACGACGACACGAGAACACAGUGGUUGUAGUCGAAGCCAGUGGGCAGCAGCAGCAACCACCACAGUAA
This is a messenger RNA of Acanthochromis polyacanthus (spiny chromis), 948 nucleotides long. RefSeq names its product mucin-2-like. The transcript is spliced from 10 exons. Bases 1 to 948 code for a protein of 315 amino acids. Gene Ontology annotation, molecular function: protein binding. Gene Ontology annotation, cellular component: extracellular matrix. NCBI's taxonomy places the organism in Eukaryota, Metazoa, Chordata, Actinopteri, Pomacentridae. The record is from RefSeq and is a predicted model, not a curated record.